ACUGAAAAAGGUCACGAGAGGAGAGAGAGAGAGCGAGCGGGGGAAAAAAAAUGCGCUUCGGGAUAUGAACUUUGACGAACAGAGAGUGGGAAGACUAAGAGCGAGUGGGGGGAACAAAAAUAAAAGAAAUCCAUCAGCUUGGACCACGAAAAAGACACCAAAGCGUUUAAAGACCACCGAGCGCCGGCCACGAACCAAGGCUGACUCUGUUCUUUCCUUUCCUCUGCUCUUCCUUGAAACUCUCUCUGCGCUCCCUCCCUAGUCCCUACCUCACCUCCCAUCCCCAUACCUUAGCUCCUCUCGUCAUCCCAAAGUCCAAACCACCACCAUAAAACAUAGAUGGGGACUAUUCACCACCACCACCACCACCACCAACCCAGCAGUUUCCCCACCAAGAAACUCAUAACCGGAGCUCUCUAUGCCCUCCUUCCCUUGGCUCUCCUCCGUGUAUAUCUCUUCUCCAUCCCCUUAAACCAACCCGAACUCACCAACAAUACUCAAACCCAAGAAACCUCCUCCCCCUCCAUCCCUUCCUCUCAAGCAGCGGAAGGAGUUGAACAGAGGCAUAGCCCGAGAAGUCCCCGGUGCGACUACUCCGAUGGCCGGUGGGUGCCGGACUCACGCGGGCCUCGAUACAACGGCACCAGCUGCAGCACCAUCAAAGAUGGCCAGAAUUGCAUGGCCCAUGGCCGGCCCGACGCCGGCUACCUCUACUGGCGGUGGCAGCCUAACCAGUGCCAGCUCCCCGGCUUCGAUCCCGUGUCAUUCCUCCAGCUGAUCCAAAACGAACACCUGGCUUUCGUCGGCGACUCCAUGGCCCGGAAUCAGGUAGAGUCCCUCCUCUGCCUCCUUUCCACCGCAACGCCGCCUGAGCUUGUCCACCGAGACGGGCAGGAAAACAUAUUCCGGCGGUGGGUCUUCCAUGACUACAAUGCCACCAUCUCGGUCUUUUGGUGCCCGUUCCUCGUUAAGGGGAUCGAGAAGUCGGCGGCUUCGGGCCUAAAUCACAACAAGCUGUACCUAGACUCGCCGGACGAGCGGUGGGCGUCGGAGUUGGAUCAAAUGGACAUGGUGGUCUUCUCGGUUGGGCACUGGUUCCUCCACCCGGCUAUCUACUACGAGAAUGAGUUAGUCCUUGGCUGCCACCAUUGCCCUGAAUCCAAUCACACCGAGAUCGGUUUCUUCGAUGUCUUUCGAAGGGCAUUCAAGACUACACUCAAGGUGGCGAGCAGUCGAUAUUGGUCAUCGCCGGCUUCCUCCGAGAAGCUCGUGGUGGUGACGACCUUCUCGCCGGCACACUUUGAAGGGGAGUGGGAUAAAUUUGGCGCUUGUCCAAAGAAAGAGCCUUACAAAGAAGGCGAGAAGGAGAUGGAAUACAUGGACGCCGAGAUGAGGAAGAUCGAGGUCGAGGAGGUGGCGGCGGCCGCGAAGGAGGCGGCGGAGAGCGGAGGGAGGUUAAGGAUUGAAGCACUGGACGUGACCAAACAGGCGUUGCUGAGGCCGGACGGCCACCCAGGGCCUUACAUGUAUCCAAAUCCGUUCGCUGAUGGAAUAAAAGGGAAGGUCCAGAACGACUGCGUGCAUUGGUGCUUGCCGGGGCCAAUCGAUACUUGGAAUGAGAUAUUGAUGGAGAUGAUAAGGAGAUGGAAAGAAAAGAGUAGCUGAAGAAGAGGAAGUCAUCCUGGUGGUUUUGUUUGUUGCCAGUGAUUUGAGAGAAGGAAGAUUGGAUUGAAUUAAUUCAUUUUUAUCUACGUUUUUUUUUUUUUUUUUGUUGUUCAAUCUUGAUUAAAGAUAUGAAGCAAGAGAGCUGGGGAAGCUUUUAUGAGCUGCAACAUUGAAGCUUUACCGGGAAAGGUUAUGGUUCAUAUGUUAUUAUGAGGUUGGUGAGGGCUUGAGUUGAGCUUUUCGCAUCCAAAGCUGAACGCCUCCGGACCACAAUACUUUGGUCUAAAGUGGAAAUCCAGCUGUCUCACAGGAAGCAUUUCUUCCAUCUACAUUGGAUUGAAGAAGGCCAUUUGUCUAGGAUACUGCCUUGGAUUUGGAAGCUGGCCUCUUUAUUUGGUGGCAGCAGAGAUCAUGUAGUUCGUAGGUUCAGUAGCCAUGGGAAAAAAAGGGUUUUCGUAAAGCUCAGUAGUCCAAACAGUAGUUGAUUUACCCAAUAAAAUUCGGAAAUGGUUCUGAUGAGAGUGGCAGUAGUUGAGUUCACUAGAGUGAGUUUUGAUGGGAUGUCAGUGUCGGAAGAGUCGCUGACAAAUAUUUUUGGUGUGCUCUGCAGAGGACAUCAUAUUUCUACAGAAAGAUGAACACCGCUGCUGACUAGAUGGCUUCUUUCAGAGCCUGUCGCUCUAGAGGUUUCAUUUGGAUGGACCAUGGAUUGGUUUCUACUCUAUUGUAUAAUCUUUUUUUUUCCAAUUUUGUUAGCUGCAUUCACAUCUAGCAGGUGUAAGCCGCUAUUGUACUAGAACAAAAAAAAAAAAGAAGAAGCAUUUUUGGGCUACCACGGACUUACAGCCAAUGUGAAAGGAUUAUUAUGAACUUAAAAUUUGGAUUUGUAUGCAGCAAUUCUAUUAUGUUGUCUAGCUGCAUUUGCUAUUAUUGCUAUUUGUCUCUGCGUGUAUAGUAUUGGAAG
This is a messenger RNA of Phoenix dactylifera (date palm), 2629 nucleotides long. Its product is annotated as xyloglucan O-acetyltransferase 2-like. Gene Ontology annotation, cellular component: Golgi apparatus. Gene Ontology annotation, molecular function: O-acetyltransferase activity. The record is from RefSeq and is a predicted model, not a curated record. NCBI's taxonomy places the organism in Eukaryota, Viridiplantae, Streptophyta, Magnoliopsida, Arecales, Arecaceae.